AUGUCAGUUGACAACAACCGACAGAUAAAGAGGUCACAGAUUCGCAGCAAAGUGACCGGUGCGAAUUUGCAGAAUCGCAGCAAGUUGUUACUGGUGACAACAGAGCAAGAACUAAAACUGCACAAAUCUGCAGCACCAUGGCAACCCAGUCACAAGAAGGAAACAAAAAGUUGUGAAGAAGGAGAGACAGAGGAGCUGAAUAAGAAGCUGAAGAGUAUUCUAAACAAGCUUACACCACAAAACUUCCAGACACUUCUACAACAGAUGCAUGGACUUAGGCCUACAAUUGACACCGAGGAGAGGCUCAAGGGAGUUACGGAUCUUAUAUUUGAACACGCAAUUAGUCAACCUCAUUUUAAUGUGGCAUAUGCAAAUAUGUGCAAAUAUUUAUUAAUGUUGAAAGUGCCAUCUCAUAAGAAACCAGGUGAAUCUGUAAAUUUUCGUGUGAUACUGCUGACGAGAUGUCAGAGAGAAUUUGAGCAAGGCAAAGAUGACCAAGUUAUUCUUGACAAGAAGAGGAAAGAGCUUGAUGAAGCUGAGUCUGAGGAGCAAAAGGCACAGCUAAAAAAGGAAUUGGAAGAAGUAUCAAGUAAAGCUAGGAGAAGAUCUACAGGAAAUAUUAGAUUUAUUGGUGAAUUAUUUAAAUUAAAAAUGCUGACUAAAGAUGUUAUGCACGACUGUGUCUUUAAACUGCUACAAUCUCGAGAUGAGGAAAAUCUAGAAUGUUUAUGUCAACUUCUCACAACAAUAGGAAAAGAAUUGGAAUCGGAAAAGGCCAAGUCAAGGAUGGAUCAAUAUUUCUCACAAAUGCAAAGAAUAGUAAGAGAGAAGAAAGUUUCAUACCAGUGCAGAUUCAAGUUACUAGAUGUAAUUGAACUGAGAGAAAACCGGUGGGUGCCAAGAAGAGAUGAAAAUAAACCAAAAACAAUCAAGCAGAUACACCGAGAGGCUAAACAAGAAGAGAUUCAGCGCCAUAUGAUUUCACAGAUUAAUGCCCAACAACCCAUGAAGCGAAAUAGAUCACCUCGUGGUCCAUCUCAAGGGGGCCAGGGAGGAAUGGGAGAGUACGGCUGGAUCACUGUCAGAAGCAAGGCCCGCAAGAGAAACACUGAACGUAACAUUGACUUGUCCAAGCUUAGAAUUAACAAAAGUUCUGAUGACAACAGUCCACUGGCCCGGCGGUGGAUGGUUGGGGGUGGAUAUGCGGCUUUGAGUAAAGAGGAUGACCAUCGAUCACGUGCGUUUGGUCGUGGUUCGAGUCCUCACAGAGGUCAAGGUCGUAUGCCAGGAUCCUUCCAGAAAGGACGACUUGGUGGGCAUGGGUCUCAGGAACUGGAGAGAGAGCGAGCAAUUGCCAGUGCCAGAACAAUUGUGAGUGGGAGAUCAACCCCUCCAUCUGCACCAGCGAGCCGAGAAGGCAGUCGAACACGAGAACCCAGACAGAAAGAAACUGAGAAGCAGGUGGAAGUGGUUAAAGAAUGGACUGUGGACGAAAUGGAACUCAAAACAAGGGCAAUUAUCGAUGAAUAUUUGCAUAUACAAGACAAAAAGGAAGCAGUUUUGUGUGUGACAGAGUUACGAUGUCCAAGCAUGAUACAUGUAUUUGUACAGACUGCAAUAAACCAUGUGCUUGAACGUUCCAAACCAGCUAGACGCCAGACCGGGGCUUUCCUCCAUGAUCUCAUCAGACAAAAUUUGAUAAGUGUCGAUACUUACUUAAAAGGUUUAACUGAAAUUCUGCAGUUUGCUGAAGAUAAGGAAAUUGAUAUUCCCAAGAUAUGGAAAUAUUUAGGAGAGCUUAUUGGGCCAAUGAUACAGGAUGGAAGUGUUCCUUUGAGCUUCUUGCAGCAAGCUUGCAAACCUCUGAUAGAGAAUAAUAAAGCUGGCAUCUUGGUCGCUGAAAUCUUGCAUGAUGUCAGUCAAGAACUGGGUCACAAGAUUGUAGGAGAUUUGUGGCGGUCAUCUGGUCUUCAGUGGUCAGAUUUUGUUCCACAUCAAGAAGUCGAGCAGUUCUUGAAAGAUAAGAACUUGGAGUUUACAGUAGGUCCAUCUUCCCAGCCUAUCACGCCUAUAAGCAAAGUUUCAUUUGACAAGAUCUGUGAUGACUUGAAAGAACAGCUCACGCAACCUCACUGUGAUAACGAAAAUGUAUUUGACUGGAUUGAGGCGAAUGUGUCUGAGGAAACCACUAAAGAUCCUCGAUUCAUUCGAGCCUUGAUGACGGCUGUAUGUUCCAAUGCUAUAUCUGUUUUUGGUAACAUGGCCAUGGUUGACCACAGAAGCAUUAGGUCACGGCGAGCCUUGUUACAGAAAUACCUGGAACACAAAGCUCUGUAUGAGCUGCAAGCUCUGUAUGCUCUCCAGUCUCUCGUCUUCAAGUUGGAUAAUCCACCCAGAGUCCUGCGGACAUUCUUCGACACAUUGUACGAUGAAGAAAUUAUAUCAGAAGAUGCAUUUAACCAGUGGGAAAACAGUAAUGAUCCAGCAGAAGUGGAUGGCAAAGGUGUCGCUCUUAAACAAGUCGUGCAGUUCUUUGCCUGGCUUCGUGAAGGCGAAGAGGACGAAAACGACAGUUGAUUCUUGGAGUUGUGUAGAAAACCUCAUUAACUGCAUAAAUGUGUACGUUUUUUUUCCAUGUUGCCGUUGUGAUACAAUGCAUGAUAAUGCAGGCUGGGCUUUUUUGACAGGGUUGCGUUUUCAGUCACUAUGUGGCAAAACUUUUAAUGGUCACAUUUCGAGGGAACACCCCUUUAAAAAGGACCCGUUGUAUGUGGAUGUGCACUAGAGGAACGAGCUGAUGGAUCGAAUGUGUUUUGUGUAUAAAUGAUCUUUUUGUAAUUGGGAAUUUAUAAUAUUUGAAAUGCAUAUUAUGACAUUACGUAUGCUGAUACCGUUUUUGUUUUUCCUUUGAAAGCACUCAUAUUUUGUUUUAAUGACUGCAGUUUCAUUUAUUGUGCAAAGCACAGGAUCGUAUUUAAGAUGCCUCAAAUUUUUGUCCAAAUGAAUUCUCUGUCGGCUACUUGCAUAUGUGUAUUUGGUUUUAUUGGUGCUAGAUUCGGGUUUGGAUAAAAAAAAAUCUUUACAAAGUGUAUAUAUUUGUUACAGCACCAAUUGACUUCCAAACCAUUGUCAGUUUAUUGGUAUAAAUCAUGUUUUUGAUAUCCAAGGACUUAAAUUAUAUUUAUAUUUGCAUAAUUGAUAUGCAUCGGAAGUAGGGGGACGUGAUUACUAAGAUGUGAAAUAUUUGUUGAACAAUUAUUCAACUGUUGUGCGUAUUCUGUGGUGAAGAUAAACUACUUGCGGAUUUUUAAAUAUAACAUAUGUAUUCUUCCUGCAUCAUAAAACGCCUGACUUUAUUCGACGAAGUAUAAUAUAAUAUAUAAAAUAUAUAUAUACAUAUAAAUAUUUCUACUAUGUGCUAAUGGUUAUAUAAAGAAUUAUAGACAGCCUCUGGUUUCUUUGAACUAAAAAUGUGUGGAAAAUUUUCAUAAAGGUUUUUUCUGUAAGCAUUGAAAAAAUGGUUUAUCUGUGAUGAAACUUUUUCCCUCACGUGAAUACCUGCAGAUGCCAGCGACUAAAUUUGAUAAAUUCAAAAACAAAAUGGAGUGUAAAUAAAUAAACAUUGACAGAUCUUUAAA
Messenger RNA from Gigantopelta aegis, 3638 nucleotides. RefSeq names its product eukaryotic translation initiation factor 4 gamma 1-like. The record is from RefSeq and is a predicted model, not a curated record. Gene Ontology annotation, cellular component: eukaryotic translation initiation factor 4F complex. The coding region runs from base 1 to 2577 and encodes 858 amino acids. The transcript is spliced from 21 exons. Lineage: Eukaryota; Metazoa; Mollusca; Gastropoda; Neomphalida; Peltospiridae. Gene Ontology annotation, molecular function: protein binding; mRNA binding; translation initiation factor activity.